AUGGCCGCCGCGACAACCGCGGGGGCCGGAGCCGCGACCCCGCAACCGCCACGGCAGUACAAGCUAGCUCCGCAGAGCGAGCUGCGUGUGGAGGUGCUCCCCGACGCGCCCCUCCGAGUGCGCCUCGUCACCGGCACGGCGGAGAUCUUCGGCACCGAGCUGCCCCCGGAGGGCUGGGUCCCCGUCCCUCCCCGAUCCAAGAUCGCUAUUUUCACCUGGCACGGCGCGACGGUGGAACUGGAUGGGGUGAGCGAGAGCGAGUACGCGUCUGACGAGACUCCAAUGGUAAUUUACAUCAACACGCACGCCAUUCUGGAUGCCCGUAGGGCAAGGGCGAGGGCUGCUGCAGCUCAGGGGGGCGAUAUGGAGGCCUCACAGGGACCUAGAGUGAUUGUUGUGGGGCCAACAGAUUCCGGAAAAAGUACUCUCUGCAAGAUGCUCCUUAGCUGGGCUGCCAAACUGGGCUGGAAGCCUACAUAUGUCGAUUUAGAUAUUGGCCAGGGGUCUAUAACAAUCCCUGGAUGUAUUUCUGCCACACCAAUUGAGAAACCUAUAGAUAUAGUUGAUGGGAUUCCCUUGGAGAUGCCACUGGUAUACUUCUAUGGCCACCCAAAUCCAAGUAUUAAUGCGGAUGUUUACAAAGUUCUUAUGAAGGAGCUAGCUAAAACAUUGGAGAAACAGUUCUCUGGCAAUGCUGAAUCUAGGGCAGCAGGAAUGGUUAUCAAUACAAUGGGGUGGGUUGAAGGCCUUGGGUACGAGUUACUUCUCAAUGCAAUUGAAACCUUCAAGGCCAAUGUAGUACUGGUACUGGGACAGGAGAAACUCUGGAAGAUGUUAAAAGAUGCAGUUCAAAGCAAGUCCAACAUUGAUGUUGUAAAACUUCAUAAAUCAGAGGGUGUUGUCCUCAGAAAUUCAAAAUAUCGGCAAAAAACGAGAAGCUUCCGAAUCAGGGAAUACUUUUAUGGGAUUGCAAAUGAUCUUGCACCGCACUCAAACAUUGUCAAUUUCAGUGAUGUCUCCGUGUACAAAAUCGGUGGUGGCCAUCAAGCUCCCCGUUCAGCAUUACCUAUCGGUGCAGAGCCUGUGGCAGAUCCUACUCGACUUGUUGCUGUCAACAUUAGCACGGAUAUGAUCCAUACAGUGCUUGCUGUUUCCUAUGCUAAGGAACCUGAUGAAAUAAUUUCUAGCAAUAUUGCCGGAUUCAUUCAUGUUACUGAUGUUGACAUCCAAAGGAAGAAGCUGACGUACAUUGCACCUUGCCCGGGGGACUUGCCAAGCAGGCUAUUGAUCGCGAGCUCACUGACAUGGUACGAAGCCUGA
This is a messenger RNA of Miscanthus lutarioriparius, 1320 nucleotides long. The record is from the annotation of a GenBank genome assembly. Lineage: Eukaryota; Viridiplantae; Streptophyta; Magnoliopsida; Poales; Poaceae.